This is a messenger RNA of Eucalyptus grandis, 1423 nucleotides long. RefSeq names its product probable prefoldin subunit 3. Gene Ontology annotation, cellular component: prefoldin complex; cytoplasm. Lineage: Eukaryota; Viridiplantae; Streptophyta; Magnoliopsida; Myrtales; Myrtaceae. Gene Ontology annotation, biological process: protein folding; tubulin complex assembly; microtubule-based process. The transcript has 3 exons. Bases 721 to 1170 code for a protein of 149 amino acids. The record is from RefSeq and is a predicted model, not a curated record. Gene Ontology annotation, molecular function: tubulin binding.
UUUGACCCAAGAGGAAUGUUUAGAUGUGCUAUAGCAAAGUGACCUCUUAUCGAGCAUGCCAUUAUAUGAGUGCAACGAGCAUGUGUCCAUGUUACUGAAAGAUUGAACCGUAGCCUUAGAACUGGAAUUUAAGAUUGAAAUUCAAGCUGAAUGCUUCUCGGUGCAUGUAUUGUAACUGAGUAUACUUAUUGGAUAUCUAUCGAACUCAUGCUGUUGACUGUUGAGGCUUUUUACAAAGUAAACUUGUUACUCAUAAACAGAUCAUAUUUAUCCAAUACAGAGUCCUUUAUCAUUUUAUCGCCUGAAGUUCUUCAUGCUGUCAUUAAACCACCAAUUUUUCACUUGACAGUUUCACCUUUUAAUCCGGAAUCCUUGACAUAUGUAAUGUGAACUAAAAUAUUCUCAUAUCUUAUGCUAGAAAAUUUGCAUGUUCAAAAAUCUUCUUGCUCCUCGAUGAUAUCUUAGCUGAUCAUCCUUUUUUAUUUUAACAAAGCAGGAAGAGGAUAGGGUAGUCUUAUUCUUGCCAUACUAGGAACUACUUUUGGUGCACUUGACUAAAUAUGGAAUAUUUGAUUGUCUUUUUUCCUUCACAAAUGCACUUCUGGAAGCAAUGUUCCUAAGAAUCUCAAUUAGUGCUUUGAAGAACCCAUGUUAAUCUCAAUAAUUGUGCGGUGGUUUUAGAUUUGGACACCUGAAUAACGACGGUAAUAUUAUGCUUUCAUGUCUAAAGGUCCUAUUAGAAAGCAAAAUAUGGUGGGAUUACUGUAUUGGGCUUUAAAAUCUAAGACCAUCAAAACUUCUAAGACGCAAAAUAUAAUAAUUGGUGCCAGACUGACUGGUAUUUACGGCUCUUUAUCGUGGAUGCAGGCACAGCUUGCUGAUUUUGAAGUCUCUGAAGGCAUAUGUUCUCGAGCUCGCAUUGAACAUGCUGAUUCAGUAUGUUUAUGGCGGGAGCAAAUGUUAUGUUGGAGUAUUCAUGCGAAAGAGGCCACAACUCUUCUACAAAAGAACCUAGAAAACGCUAAAGCAAGUUUAGAAGUUCUUGUUGCUAAUCUACAGUUCUUACUGGACCAAGUAACAAUCACGCAGGUUACGAUGGCUCGUGUGGAUAAUUGGGAUGUUCACCAAAAGAGAAUCGGUCAAGCCGGUGCUCCUGCCAAAUACUCUUAAAGGGAUCUUUUCAAGUCGAAUCAUGGUAGCAGAAUGUGUACUCUUGGAUGAGAGUAUGACUUUGAUCUCUCCAUUUUCAAUCCGGUGAAUGAAUUAUGUAUCGCUCUGUUAUUGCAAUGGAUAAGACUGACAACAAGUGAUUUUGGUUAGGUUUAGUUAGAUUUAUUGCAUUACACAGAGCUUGUCAUGUAAACGUUUUGAUUGAGAACCUCUUGGGCUUGAUUGUUCACUUUCUGUGUGCGGUGUGCUAGUU